AUGAGCCGUGAACAUGCUCAGUCAGACCUGCUGUCCCGCCUGCUGCAGCUGCAGAGCCGCUUCACCUGGGACCUGCAGCACCAGGACCUGCAGGACCGGGACCUGCAGCACCGGGACCUGCAGCACCGGGACCUGCAGCACCGGGACCUGCAAGACCAGGACCUGCAGCACCAGGACCUGCAAGACCGGGACCUGCAGGACCGGGACCUGCAGCACCAGGACCUGGACAGCCUCAGCACCCGACUCCAAGAACACAUCAAGCUCCAGCUGGGUCAACCAGGGGCGGCUGCUCUGUCCUACAGCUUCCUGGCUUAUGUCAGGUAUCAUCAGCUUCGCCCAGAGGAGGCGGAGUCACUGCUCAACCAAUCAGAGGAGAUGACCAGAGAGUGUUUCGGGGAGGAGAGCGAGCGGCGGCUCGUCGUGACGUACGGAGACCUGGCCUGGCUCAAGUACCACACCGGAGACUACACCCAGGCCCCCCAGUACUGCCAGAGGGUGGAAGAUAUACUGGAGAAGUAUCCGACCGGCUCCCCCUCCGUCCUCCUCCCAGAGGUGUAUGGAGAGAAGGGUUGGACCUACCUCAAGUUUUCCUUUAAGUACUACAGCAAAGCCAUCGACUGCUUCCACAAAGCUCUGGAGCUGCAGCCCGAUGACCGCGAGUGGAACGCUGGUCUGGCCAUCGCUCUCUACCGCAAAGAAUCGUCUUCUUUGCAGAAAGGUUCAGAAACAGAGUCACUGGCCAUCAAACAGCUCCGCCGAGCCGUGGAGAUCAACCCUGCCGACGGCGUCCUGCUGUCCAUGCUAGCUAUACGGCUAGCCGCCGACAAACACCAAAGACCAGAGGCCAAAGACCUGAUAGAGAGAGCGCUGAGCACCGACCCUGACAACCCUCAUAUCACCCGCUACGUGGCCAAAUACCUUCGCAAUCAGGGUGAUGUGGAUGACUCCAUUGCUUUGCUGCAGCAGGCGCUGCAGAGGACCAGCGAGUCAGCUUUCAUCUCCCAUCAGCUGGCUCUGUGCUACAAGAGGAAGAAGAUUGCUGAACACAAGGGCAACAAAACUCAGCGCUGGAGAGCUGAGUGCAUUCGUCACCUGAACAAAGCUGUGGAGCUGAAGCCUUCCUUCGUCCUGGCGCUGGCUGAUCUGGCUCUGAUGUACGGAGAGGAGAAGAACUUCAUCAGGGCAAACGAGUUGUUCCAACAGGCUCUGCAGAUUUUACCAGGAUCAUGUAAAAGCAUUCAGCAGUUUUUCCAUCGGUGCUACGGUGACUUUCAUUUCUAUCACAGCAAACAGGAAGCAGACGCCAUCGCUCACUACAGCGAGGGUCUGCUGCCGCGCCACACCUGGGACCAGAAGCAGUGCGCUAAGAAGCUGACUCAGAUCGCAGAGCGACGGCUGGAAGCAGACGACAGCGACGGCCAGGCGCUCGCUCUGCUGGCUCUCAUCGCUCAGACCGACGGAGACAAGAAGAAAGCAGAGCAGCUUUAUGAGAAAGCUCUGGACUGUGACUCCAACAACCAGGACUUCCUGUCUGCGCUGCUCGAGCUGCGCUUGGAGCUGGCUGACACUAAAAACUGA
This is a messenger RNA of Scomber japonicus (chub mackerel), 1578 nucleotides long. Its product is annotated as interferon-induced protein with tetratricopeptide repeats 5-like. Gene Ontology annotation, biological process: defense response to virus. Gene Ontology annotation, cellular component: cytosol. The transcript has 10 exons. Gene Ontology annotation, molecular function: protein binding. The coding region runs from base 1 to 1578 and encodes 525 amino acids. Lineage: Eukaryota; Metazoa; Chordata; Actinopteri; Scombriformes; Scombridae. The record is from RefSeq and is a predicted model, not a curated record.